UAUCCACGUUCAUAUGUGUUUCGUUCUGUACUUGUCUAUUAACCCGAAUAUUUUUGGCAAAAUGGGUGUAAAGAAUUUUACUGUGGAAAAUGGCGUUUACAAAGGAGAAGAGACGCAACAGUCGAAUAAGUAUAAGAGCCUUGGAGAAUUAAUGUGGAUUAGCAUUACAAGUCAUGAGGACAAAAUUGCACAUUUGGACGCACGCACUGAUGAAACGUUUACAUACGCGGAGUUGCAAGAUAAAGUUGUGAGAUGCGCUUUAUGGUUACAAAAGCAAGGAAUCAAAUGUGGCGACGUUAUUAGUGUGUGUACGAGUAAUCAACCCAACUCCAUAGUGCCCUGUAUUGCAGCGACAUAUGUCAACGCGAUUUUUAAUCCAUGGAAUGAAGAUAUGGACUUACCAACUGCAUUGCACGUUUUGCAACUGACUACGCCGAAGGUAAUCUUCUGUAGCGAGAAAUCUGUGGGUGUCAUUUUGAACGCGAUAAAAGAGAAAAAUUGCAAUCCCAUGGUGGUGGUUUUCGGUAAUCAUGACAGCGCGAUUUCGUUGUCCGAUAUCCUGAGGAAUUGUAACAAUGCGGAAGCUGCAAAUUUCCGUUAUGUUGAGCUUGACGAUAUCAAGAAGACGGCAUGCAUCAUGCAUUCAUCGGGCACGACGGGGAUGCCGAAGGGUGUCGAAUUGUCUAACCACACUAUGAUACUCAUGAAGAACAACAGUAUCCUGGAUAUGACGAAUGUGCCAACACUUUGGUUCUCAUCUCUUUAUUGGAUCAGUGGAGUAAUGCUAAACGUGAUAGCGAUUUCGCAGGGUGCCACAGUGAUCCUUUAUUCGCAAUUCGACGAGGACAUGACUUGUCAAUUAAUUGAAAAAUAUAAAGUAGCAGUUUUGUUUCUUAGCUCGAGUAUGAUAAAUCGAUUUGUCAGAGCAGGUUACGUAAAAGAAUAUUCAUUACCAUCUUUAAAAGUUAUACUAGGUGGUGGUGCAAUAAUUAAGCCAAAAGUGCAGGAAGAACUAAGACGUUGUUUACCACACGUUCAGAUAUUGCAAGGUUAUGGAAUGACAGAAGUCGGUGGUCUUGCAACGUGUCAAUUACCUAAUCACAAAAACGGAUCUUGUGGGAUAGUAGCUAAGAAUGUGCAAAUAAAAAUUGUAGAUCCUGAAAGCGGGAAAGUACUUGAUCCGAAUCAAUCAGGAGAAAUAUGGAUAAAAUCUGCAACCAUGAUGAACGGUUAUUAUAGGAAUCCUGAAGCGACAAAAAGUACGAUUGAUGAAGAAGGAUGGCUGCAUACAGGUGAUAUCGGUUAUGUUGAUGAAGAUGGAGAAUUGUUCAUUAUUGAUAGGAUAAAGGAACUCAUAAAGUAUAGAGGAUAUCAAAUCUCACCCGGAGAAAUCGAGGGUGUCUUGAUAUCACAUCCAGCAGUGCUAGAAGUUGCAGUAAUAUCGAUACCUCAUGCAACAGAUGACGAACAUCCUCUUGCAUAUAUUACCAAAAAGCCCGGCGCCAAGGUGACGGAGCAAGACUUAAUAGACUUUGUGGCAAAAAACAUGAUGGAUCACUACAAACUUCGUGCUGGAAUUAUAUUUUUAGAUGCCUUUCCGUAUACAGGUUCAGGAAAAAUUGCAAGGAAAGAUUUAAAAGAAAUGACUAAAAAAUUAUUUAAACGCACUAGUUAAUUAUACCUCUUAAAUAUGUAUAAUUGUACUACACUUCUGUCGGAUGGUACAUUGAAAAAAAGGAUUGGCUGUUGCAACAAAUUAGAUGGUAAAAUAU
Molecule: messenger RNA, 1772 nt
Organism: Trachymyrmex cornetzi
Lineage: Eukaryota; Metazoa; Arthropoda; Insecta; Hymenoptera; Formicidae
Product: 4-coumarate--CoA ligase-like 7
Exons: 9
Coding region: 14-1675 (553 amino acids)
Molecular function (GO): CoA-ligase activity
Source: RefSeq, a predicted model, not a curated record